This is a messenger RNA of Cuscuta campestris, 3566 nucleotides long. The record is from the annotation of a GenBank genome assembly. NCBI's taxonomy places the organism in Eukaryota, Viridiplantae, Streptophyta, Magnoliopsida, Solanales, Convolvulaceae.
CUCCUCUUUUGCUUUCUCCCAUUUUUGACGUUGGGAAAUUCCUCCAUCACCGCCGUCCAAUCCGCGCUCUCAAAUUCUUCUCAGUCUUCUUUCUUCCCAGUCAAUCCUUUUUUUCUUUUAUAAUUUUUCUUUUACCAAUAAGAAAACGAGGAGAAAGAUUUGAUGAUAAGAAGCGCAUAAAAAAAUUUGAUGCUUCGAAACUGUCGUGUACAAGAAGAACCAGACUAGAUUCUUGUAGGCCUCUUCUUGUUUCUUGCUGUUGUUCUUCGUUUCCGCUUCCGAUAGAAUCAGAACAGUGAAUUAUUGGAGAAAUCCACUCUGGGUUUCUCCGGAAUGGGUUCAAAAUCGGAGCUUUUUCUGGGGUUUGUCGUCCUGGUGGCGGCGUUUGCGGUCGCGGCGGUUCUUUCCCAGUCCACAGACGCCGAUGUAAUGCUGAAUCUGAAGAAGAGUAUUAAGAUUCCGGCGACGUCGUCGAUCAGUUGGAACGGGCCGGAUCCGUGCGUCUGGAGUGAAGUGGAGUGCGCAAACGGGCGGGUCACCAAGAUCCAAAUCGGGAAGAGGGGGAUCACCGGGACACUGCCGCGGGACAUCGGAAACCUCACCGACUUGACGGUGUUCGAGGUGAUGGAGAACGGCCUCGUCGGAGCCCUGCCGAAUCUCUCCGGGCUGGCCUCGCUCCAGAGGGUGCUCGUCAACGGCAACGGCUUCACUUCAAUUCCAUCAGAUUUCUUCGCGGGUAUGAAUUCCUUGGACACUGUUUCCCUAGACGAUAACCCUUUCUCCCCGUUCCCUUUUCCGGCGAGUUUGAAGGAUUCUUCAAAUCUCCGUUCUUUCUCCGCCAUCAAUUGCACCAUUUCCGGUCCCCUCCCCGACAUUUUCUCUAGUUUUCCGAGCUUAACAGUACUGCGUCUAUCCUUCAAUAGCAUAUCCGGGCAGCUUCCUCCCAGCUUCGCCGGCUCACCCUUGCAGACUCUGUGGAUUAAUGGGCAAAACGGUAAUUCAAGGCUCAAUGGCCCCCUCUAUGUUCUUCAAAACAUGACUGAACUCACCCAAGUCUGGUUACACGGAAACUCGUUUUCCGGCCAAAUUCCGGACUUAUCUGCCCUCCAAACUCUGAGAGAGUUCAGUGUGAGGGACAAUAGUCUCACCGGUCCGGUCCCGGAGUCACUGACAAAGAUCGGUUCGCUCCAAGUUGUGAAUCUGACUAAUAAUCUGCUUCAAGGCCCGACUCCCAAGUUUGCGAAAUCCGUUCAGGUUGAUGCAGCAAAGGGCACAAAUAGUUUCUGUUUGGAUCAGCCCGGAGAGGGUUGCGAUGAUAGGGUCAAUGUAUUGCUGGCCAUUGCUAAGGAUUUCGGAUACCCGACCCAGUUCGCGCAGGAUUGGAAGGAUAACAAUCCUUGCAACCCCACACCGUGGAGGGGCAUUAGCUGUGUGGAUGAGAAGAUAUCUGUCUUAAAUUUCCAGAAAAUGGGGCUCUCGGGGACGAUUUCGCCCUUCUUUUCGAAUAUCACCACGCUGCACACGUUGAUUCUGUCGGGUAAUAAUCUCACAGGGACGAUCCCGGAUCAGCUCACGUCCUUGACUCAACUCAAAAUGCUAGAUGUUUCUAAGAAUCGUCUUAAUGGUAAGGUCCCCAAGUUUGAUAAGAAUGUUCAAGUGAAAACAGCUGGAAAUGAUGAUAUAGGGAAAGACAUUCCUCCACCGCCCUCCCCUUCAACGGCCUCCUCGCCGCCUUCUCCCCCAGACACACGUCGUCCUUCUCCACCCGGUGCGACACCCACUCCUUCGGCGGGUGGUGGUAGUGCGGGGGAGAAGAAAUCUUCAACCGGUGUGAUUAUUGGCGGAGCGGUCGGUGCUAUAUUAGCUCUAGCUGCUCUGUUUGGGAUUAUUUUCUGUUGCUUUUGCCGAACGGAGAAGAAGAAAAAGUCUGGGAAAGUGCAGAGCCCGAACACGAUGGUCAUUCAUCCCCGUCAUUCUGGGGACGGGGAUGCAGUUAAGAUCACGGUCACGGGAUCGGGCGUAGGAGGAGGGGCAAGCGAGUCUUUUAGCAUCGGAAGCAGUGCACCCAGCGGGGAAGCUCAUAUCAUCGAGUCCGGCAACUUGACGAUCUCCAUCCAAGUCUUGAAGAGUGUCACGAACAACUUCAGCGAAAGCAACAUUCUCGGUAGGGGCGGUUUCGGGACGGUUUACGGGGGCGAGUUGCACGAUGGGACGAAGAUUGCUGUCAAGAGGAUGGAAUCGGGGGCGGUGGGGGAGACCGGUUUGGGGGAGUUCAAGUCCGAGAUUUCGGUCCUCACCAAAGUACGGCACAGGCAUCUUGUCGCACUUCUCGGGUACUGUUUGGACGGGAACGAGAAGCUUCUCGUGUACGAGUACAUGCCCCAGGGGACGCUCAGUCGGUAUCUGUUUGAUUGGAAGGCCGAAGGGUUGAAGCCGUUAGAGUGGAUGAAGAGGAUAACCAUCGCCUUGGACGUGGCUAGGGGCGUCGAGUAUUUGCACGGUUUGGCACAACAGAGUUUCAUUCAUAGAGAUCUUAAGCCGUCGAAUAUUCUUCUUGGGGAUGACAUGAGGGCUAAGGUGUCUGAUUUUGGUCUCGUUCGCCUUGCUCCCGACGGCAAAGCUUCCAUUGUCACCCGCUUAGCUGGCACUUUCGGUUACCUCGCACCAGAAUAUGCAGUUACUGGGAGAGUGACGACAAAGAUCGACGUGUUCAGUUUCGGAGUGAUUUUGAUGGAGCUAAUCACGGGGAGGAAAGCACUUGACGAAUCCCAGCCAGAGGAGAGCGUCCACCUCGUGCCGUGGUUCCGCCGGAUGCAGCAGGACAAGCAGCAGUUCCGGAGCGCGGUGGACCCCACCAUCGACCUCGGCGCGGAAGAAGUCCUGGCGAGCGUGAGCACGGUGGCCGAGCUCGCGGGCCACUGCUGCGCGCGGGACCCGCACCAGAGGCCCGACAUGAGCCACGCGGUCAACGUCCUCUCGUCCCUGGCGGAGAUGUGGAAACCGACCGAGCCGAGCGCAGAGGACGACGACUUUUACGGAGUAGAUGUGUACGACCUGAGCUUGCCGCAGGCGAUCAAGAAGUGGCAGGCGCUCGAGGGGUUGAGCGGGAUCGACACGCCCUCUUACCUCGAUAGCACGGACAACACGCAGACCAGCAUACCCACACGUCCCACCGGAUUUGCCGAUUCCUUCACUUCGGUGGAUGGACGGUAAUGUCUCCGGCAAUCUCCUACCGUGAUUCACUGUUUCCUUUCUUUCUUCUCUUCAAAAAAAAAGAGAAAGAAGUCUCAUGAUCGAACGUACUAAAAAUUAUGAUGUUUUGUUGUCUCCAAUCAUCGUUGAGACCUUGUCUGGCAACAUCUGGGAUGUUGGUUGUGUUCAAAGUUAAUAUUUGUCGUUCUACUUAUUAUUUAUUUCUUAUUAUUUGGUCCACACACUUUGAACCACUUGUACACCAAGUUUAAACCACUUUAUUUUUAAAUUUUUUUACUUCAAAGACAACUAUUUUUUUUUAUCGAAAUGGAGAGGUAACAACCUCAGAACCUUAAGAAAGGUUCCUCACUGUC